Messenger RNA from Trichechus manatus latirostris (Florida manatee), 2734 nucleotides. It is a transcript of the gene LZTS2, whose product is annotated as leucine zipper tumor suppressor 2. The record is from RefSeq and is a predicted model, not a curated record. Lineage: Eukaryota; Metazoa; Chordata; Mammalia; Sirenia; Trichechidae. The transcript is spliced from 4 exons. Gene Ontology annotation, biological process: negative regulation of canonical Wnt signaling pathway; cell division. The coding region runs from base 43 to 2067 and encodes 674 amino acids.
GUUGCCCUGGAGGCCCUUGGCCAGGCCUGAGCCUCUGCCGCCAUGGCUAUUGUGCAGACUCUGCCAGUGCCACUGGAGCCCACGCCUGAGGCCACCACUGCCCCACAAACUCCAGCCAUGGGCAGCGUGAGCAGCCUCAUCUCAGGCCGGCCCUGCCCGGGGGGGCCGGCUCCUCCCCGCCACCAUGGCCCCCCUGGGCCCACCUUCUUCCGCCAGCAAGAUGGUCUGCUGCGGGGUGGCUAUGGGGCACAGGAGCCACUAUGCCCAGAUGUACCCCCCAGGAAGGCUGUCCCUGUCACCAGCUUUACCUACAUCAAUGAGGACUUCCGGACAGAGUCACCCCCCAGCCCCAGCAGUGAUGUUGAGGAUGCCCGAGAGCAGCGGGCACACAACGCCCACCUCCGUGGCCCCCCACCAAAGCUCAUCCCUGUCUCUGGAAAGCUGGAGAAGAACAUGGAGAAAAUCCUGAUCCGCCCAACAGCCUUCAAGCCAGUGCUGCCGAAACCUCGAGGGGCACCGUCCCUACCUAGCUUCCUGGGUCCUCGGGCCUCCGGGCUGUCUGGGAGCCAGGGGAGCCUGACACAGCUGUUUGGGGGCCCUGCCUCUUCCUCCUCCUCUUCCUCCUCUUCCUCGGCUGCCGACAAGCCCCUGGCACUGAGUGGCUGGGCCAGCGGCUGCCCUUCUGGGACACUGUCCGACUCUGGCCGAAACUCACUGUCCAGCCUGCCUACCUACAGCACCGGGGGUGCCGAGCCGGCCACCAACUCUCCCGGAGGACACCUGCCCUCCCAUGGCCCUGGGCGGGGAGCAUUGCCUGGGCCAGCCCGAAGGGCCCCUACUGGGCCCUCCCACUCGGACAGUGGCCGGUCCUCCUCCAGCAAGAGCACCGGCUCCCUGGGGGCCCGCAUGGCGGGGGGCCUCUUGGGCAGUGGUCCCCGGCCCUCCCCUGACAGCAGUUCCUGUGGGGAGCGCUCCCCACCACCCCCGCCCCCUCCGCCGCCUUCAGAUGAGGCCCUGCUGCACUGUGUCCUGGAAGGAAAGCUCCGCGAUCGGGAGGCGGAGCUGCAGCAGCUGCGGGACAGCCUGGAUGAGAGCGAGGUGACCGUGUGUCAGGUGUAUGAGGAUCAGCAGCGGCACUGGCAGCGGGAGCGUGAGGCCCUGCGAGAGGACUGUGCGGCCCAGGCACAGCAGGUAGCACAACGGGCCCAGCGGGCCCAGCAGCUGCUGCAGCUGCAGGUGUUCCAGCUGCAGCAGGAGAAGCGGCAGUUGCAGGAUGACUUUGCUCAGCUGCUUCAGGAGCGGGAGCAGCUGGAGCGGCGCUGCGCCACCUUCGAGCGGGAACAGCGGGAGCUCGGACCACGGCUGGAGGAGACCAAGUGGGAGGUGUGUCAGAAGUCAGGCGAGAUAUCCCUGCUGAAGCAGCAACUGAAGGAAUCUCAGGCAGAGCUGGUGCAGAAGGGCAGUGAGCUGGUGGCCCUGCGGGUGGCGCUGCGGGAGACCCGGGCUUCGCUGCGGGUCAGUGAGGGCCGGGCACGGGGCCUCCAGGAGGCAGCCCGGGCGCGGGAGCUGGAGCUGGAAGCCUGUUCCCAGGAGCUACAGCGACAUCGCCAAGAGGCAGAGCGGCUACGGGAGAAAGCUGGGCAGUUGGAUGCUGAGGUGGCUGGACUCCGGGAGCCCCCUGUGCCACCUGCUACCGCUGACCCCUUCCUCUUGGCAGAGAGUGAUGAGGCCAAGGUGCAGCGGGCAGCAGCUGGGGUGGGGGGCAGCCUUCGGGCCCAGGUAGAGCGGCUGCGGGCAGAGCUGCAGCAGGAGCGGCGACGGGGCGAGGAGCAGCGGGACAGCUUCGAUGGGGAGCGGCAGGCCUGGCAGGCAGAGAAGGAGCAGGUGAUCCGCUACCAGAAGCAGCUGCAGCACAACUACAUCCAGAUGUACCGGCGUAACCGGCAGCUGGAACAGGAGCUGCAGCAGCUCAGCCUGGAGCUGGAGGCCCGGGAGCUCGCCGACCUGGGCCUGGCCGAGCCGGCCCCCUGCAUCUGUCUGGAGGAGAUCACUGCAACCGAAAUCUAGGGCCCUUGGCAUCCAACUCUGCAGGGAGCUCUGCUGAAGGGUGGCAGCAGCCUCAUAUCCUCUCAGGCCCCAAGGUCCACUGACAGCCCCAGAGCCACUCGCCCCCUGGGAUCCAGGUGUUUGGGCUGCUGCCAAGAACUCGGGGUGGUUCCAUGGCUUGGAGGAGCAAGAUCAGACCCCUUGAAGGUCCCUGUGUUUACUGUCACCUGGAAGCUCCUACUCACUUUACCUGUUUUCACUCCCUAACUGCUACCAGUGUCAGUCUGCCAACCCCAGUCACCCCCAGAUGCUCACCAGCCCACCCCAGCCAGGGGAGCUGGAAAGAGGAAGGGAUUCUCUCAUCUCCACAUUCUUCCCCACCCCAAGCCAGAGAGAGCCAGACAGCGCCAACUGCUCCAGAUGUGCCUGCCCCCACCCUGCCCAUGUUGGGGGACAGGGCUGGGACUGGGGUCCGAUCCCUGGGUUCCAGCUCUGCAGCCUCUCAUGGGGUGAGGGGGCUGUAGUCAGACCAAAGGAAGAACUCAGAAACGUCUUGUUUAUUUGUGUUUGUAACCAAGUGGCCCCUUUCAACACCCUGGUUUAUGGCCUCAUUUUCACUUGUACAUUUUUCACACUGUAAAUUUCUUGUACAAACCCAAAGAAAAAAAUUAAAAAAAAAAAUUUGUUU